AUGUACAAACCAGCACCGCCCCGGCCGAAGAAAACCAGCAUAGUCCGCUCGCGUACGGGCUGUAAGCUAUGUCGCCAUCGACGUGUCAAGUGCGAUGAAACAAAGCCAUCAUGCGGGGCGUGUACCCGUGCAGGCAAAGCUUGCGAACAAGUUUCGCGAAACUUCGAGUUCAGCAAUCGUACUCUCACCAAAGCUGAAUCAGCACCAAGGCCUCUUCAGCGUGUUCGAUGGCAGCCAUUUUACAAGUCUGGAUCUCUAUCCAAUGCCGAGGGGCACAGAACAAGCGGGCCGUACAAUGACUCGAAAACGGAGGACCGAUUUAGCGUUCACAAAUUGCAAGAUCAGGAAUCUUCUCGUAAGGCUGUUGGUUUAAUCGCCGGACCCGUCACACCAGAUGAUCUGCAGUAUAUCGACAGACUUAUUGACAUCCGAAGCUUCGAAAAAGAGCAAUGUUAUCUGGUACAUUGGGAAGGCUUAUGUAUUGGUGCUCUAGAUCGACUCUUUUGUGGCAUUAAUGCCCUCUCUCCCCAAGAUCAUGCCUUGAAUAGCUCUCUGCUUGCACUGGCAGCUUGCAACAUGAGUCGACGUUCGCCUGAAGGCUACAUAUGGCAAGGCAGACUAGAAUAUGUUCCUCAUCGUGAUCAUCAACUAUCUAGCCAGCGAUACUAUAGUUCUGCGGUCGGCGAAACCGCCAGAGCCCUCCGGAGAAAGGUUUCUUCGUCACCAUUGGUGACACUAGCUACUCUGGUACUAUUUUGCUUCAUGGAGACUGCCAUGGGAAAUUUCCGAGGAUUCGGGUGGCAUUGUCGGGGGAUUGCCCAGAUCAUCGACAUGCAGCUUCCCCCACUUGCUAACGAUGCACUUGGCAAAGAGCUUAUUGUUGCAUGGCUUGCAUCGAGACUCCACAUGUGGUGGCGCAGAAUGUACUUCACCUCGUUCUCGCUUCAGCUCCACCAGGGUUCGCUUUUGAUAUCGCCACAGUUGAUGCACGUACUGCGGACAACACAGGGUCAAAAGACGCUGCUCACAACAAUUCUUUGUGAGUCACAUAGGCUAAACACCAUCGCCACGCUUCAAGACUUGUCCGAUAGCCAUGCACGGGACUCUGCCGCUUUGACUCUUGAUGAAUGCUUGUUGCUAUUGGAGGCAGAAAGAAGAAAGCUGGAUGAGUGGCAUUCUCACUUUGGUGCUGAUCAGCCUCCUUCUGACGCAUUGAACCAAUCAGCUGAGUGCAACUCUUCUGAGUUUAUACACCCACUCUUCUUUAAGACCCACGAUGCCGCCAUGAACUAUGCGUACUAUGUUGCAGCACGGAUUUUGCAAUGCACAGAAUGGCUACAUCACGAAUAUGACUCCAGCAAGGGUCAACAAGCUCAGCUAGCGAAAGACAUCAGCGUCACUACAUCCUGGGUGACUCGUCUUCUCCGUACCGUGGUAGGCUUGGAUAUAUUUGAGUGUGCUAGACGAAAUUCCUACUCGAUUGGGAUCGCGAGCUUACUUCUGGCUUGUGUCCUAAAGUGUGAUGAUUUGAAAUCCGGAACACAGGCGCAGCAUUGGCUACAGAAAUGCGUUGAUCUAGCAAUCCUCGAAGAGGGAAGCUUUCCAAUUGCGCAGACAUUGGAGGUUGUUCGUAUUAUUAACGAAGAACGUGCGGCAGGAAGAGACGUCUAUGCGAUUGGUCUGCCUGAGGAUGACGGUGGUGGAUCGGGAAAAUACUCGUCUUACAAUAGCCAACGGUUCCGGGACUUUGUCAUUCUAGGGCGAGUAAGGGAGGAUGAUUCUGUCUUCUCCGAGCAAGUCAGCAUGGAUGGGCGGAAACCAGGACUAACGACAUGA
Molecule: messenger RNA, 1836 nt
Organism: Aspergillus homomorphus CBS 101889
Lineage: Eukaryota; Fungi; Ascomycota; Eurotiomycetes; Eurotiales; Aspergillaceae
Product: Zn(II)2Cys6 transcription factor domain-containing protein
Exons: 2
Coding region: 1-1836 (611 amino acids)
Biological process (GO): regulation of DNA-templated transcription
Molecular function (GO): DNA-binding transcription factor activity, RNA polymerase II-specific; zinc ion binding
Source: RefSeq, a predicted model, not a curated record